Schistocerca gregaria is the source of this 597-nucleotide messenger RNA. RefSeq names its product estradiol 17-beta-dehydrogenase 2-like. NCBI's taxonomy places the organism in Eukaryota, Metazoa, Arthropoda, Insecta, Orthoptera, Acrididae. Bases 1 to 597 code for a protein of 198 amino acids. The record is from RefSeq and is a predicted model, not a curated record. The transcript has 4 exons.
AUGUUGUCAGCACUGGCGGCGGUGUGCCAGUGGGUUGGCGUCGCAGUGCUGGCGUCGCUGCUGGCCUGGAUCGCCAGUGUCGCCCUGGACAAGCUGAGGCCGCUGCGACUGCUGGACCGCGUCCCGUCUCGCGCCGUUCUCAUCACAGGGUGCGACUCUGGCUUCGGGCACGAACUGGCGCGCCGUCUCGACGCGCUGGGGGUGCCAGUGUUCGCGGGCUGCCUGUUCCCUGAGGGUUCCGGUGCGUGCAGACUCGCCGCAGACUGCUCCUCCAGGUUGCGCGUGCUGCCGCUAGAUGUCACCUCAGACCAGCAGGUGGCCGACGCCGUCGCCUCCGUCCAAGCAGCACUUUCGGCCGCGUCAGGCACAGAGCUAUGGGCAGUGGUAAACAACGCAGGGACCAGCGACGUGGGCGAAGUGGACGUCACGCCGCUGGAGAAAUUCCAGCAGGUGCUGGACGUAAACACGAUUGGCGCCAUAAGGGUCUCCAAGGCGUUCCUGCCGCUCCUCAAGAAGUCUAAGGGCCGCCUCAUUAACAUUACCAGCCCUUUAGCAAGUGAUUACAACAGCACAAGAAGAACAAGCAAGGAAGUCUGA